UUCCUAGCCAGCUAUUUACAGCCGCUAAAGCUUUGAAGGCCGACUUCAGCGCGUCUAUCUUGUGUUUCGAUAUAACUCGCUCUGUCUUCACCCUACCAUCGAUAAACGACCCUGUGCCCGAGACUUACUACCUCAACCCAUUGGAAAAGGGCAAAUUUCCAAAUCUGUCUGCAUAACUGUACCAAGCUUCGUUGUGGAAAUUGUUUUAAUAAAAGACUUGGCUCCACGGAGUCCUAAGCGCAGAGCUUUCAAAACAUGAUGGCAUCGGGGAUGAACAACUACGCGGGAGCGAGCAUGAAUGAGUACGCCGGCAUGCACGGUGCAUCGAUACGCGCGGGACCAUCGCGGUCAACGACGCGCUUCUCCGGCGCAGUGCGGAAUCCAGAACACGCGGACCUGUGGGAUCAGAUAAGCGACGAACACCGAAGCGAGAUCAACGAUUGCUUCCAUCUAUUCGAUAUGAACAAAGACGACCAACUUGAUUUCUCAGAAUUUCGUUACGCGCUACAAGCGCUUGGCUUCAGCAACUUGUCGCGUCCAGAUCUAAUCACAGCCUUCAAGUCAGCAGCCCAACCCAAACCCGAUUGGAAGCCAUUGCCAUUCAUACCCGGCCAGCCACAACCAUCCACCACGCCCACCGUCGUCGACCUGAGGUUAUCGCGCGAAGGGUUCCAGAGCAUAGCCGCCAAGUAUAUCGCGCAGCGGGAUCCGCGCGAGGAGCUGCUCAAGACGUUCGUGUUGUUCGACAAGGGCACCAAAGGCAUGAUCACCGUGGACGACUUACGCACCGUCGUGAAAGAAUUAAAUGAAGAUGUGCCGGAGAAUGAAAUUCACAGCAUGAUCGAGCAAUUCGACAUUGAUGGUAAAGGCGGCGUAAGUCGCGAGGAAUUUGUUGGCAUCUUUCUCGACAGGUGACCCGAAAUAGCCUUUGCAAGGAAAAAAAAUAAAAUAAAAUAAAAUGAAUAGGCAGUAAAGGCAAACACUUCUCGACAUGAGGGUCUGCCAGAUCCUC
Xylaria bambusicola is the source of this 1012-nucleotide messenger RNA. RefSeq lists its product as uncharacterized. NCBI's taxonomy places the organism in Eukaryota, Fungi, Ascomycota, Sordariomycetes, Xylariales, Xylariaceae. Gene Ontology annotation, cellular component: half bridge of spindle pole body; mitotic spindle pole body. Gene Ontology annotation, molecular function: microtubule binding; calcium ion binding. The record is from RefSeq and is a predicted model, not a curated record. The coding region runs from base 256 to 915 and encodes 219 amino acids. The transcript has 2 exons. Gene Ontology annotation, biological process: spindle pole body duplication.